UUUGCGUUCGUGUGCGAUGAGUCGCAAAAUAUGCUUACAGAGCUGGCUCUCAGCGGCUGCACAACAACAACAACAGUAGGGACCUCGAGCUUGAGCGUCGAGUGGCGUAUAAGAAGGGCUUCGUUAUCCUCGCAAGAGUCCCCGUUGCGCUCAGCCACCUCUUGUCGUCUGCCACCAACCUCUCCUCCGAAUCAUCCUAUUCGCGACAUCCUCACCUUCACAGCAGGUCUGUGCUGGUCGCACCUGCCUUCAGAGCAGUACGCUUCAAAUAGCUUCCAUCAAUCUCGCUGCGUCAUUCCGCUAUAAUUCUUCACAAGUCACAUCAAACAUUCGUCAAGAAUGCAGGUCAACUCUGUCACCUUCGCGCUGGCCGUUCUAGCCGGGCUAGCGGCUGCCUUCCCAGUCACCUUGCCCGACAAUCACAAUAGUCCUGAAAUUAGCGCGCAGAAGAAUUCGCUUCAGGCUCGCGAUCCUCGUCCCCAAGGAUUUCCUGCAGCAAAGUACGAUCCCACGCACAGUAGCAGAGAGAAAGAAACCUUCAAGGCUAUGACGCCGGGUCCCGAAAAGUACAAUCAAGAGCCGUUCAAGAUGCCAGAAGGACUCAAGCAUAAUGGAUCGGGACAUCCUAGCGAGACGAACCAUGACAAAGGGCACGGUUCAGGCUAUGUUCCUGCAAACUUUGACAAUGAGCCCGGGAAGAAGAAUGGGGGUCAUACGCCCAAAAGCUUUGGUCCAGGCCGAGAAAGUCUCGGCGAGCUGCCUCACAAGAAGCAGAGCGAGACGUUCAACUGGGGCAUUGGUCCUGAGCGCCUUGAGCCGGAGCCUGGAAGAACAAAGACGACGGCGUCUCGGUCGCCGUACAAUCCGAACGGUGCCUGGAACGGUUUGCCCAACGGUCACACCGGGGGAAGAGGUGACAAACCGGUCGUCAGGGGGGCAAAAACGCCAAUGUUCGAUCAAAGUUUCAUUCCCAUGGGACGCACCGGAGGCGGAGCCUACCAUUUGGAUCGUCGAUCUGAGCCCGGCGUGGACGUGAGUAACAAAACAAUGCGAAGGCGAAUGGCGCACGCUGCCCAUGUCUGACCCGCUCGUCAAGUCUUGCACUUCAGGACGGAGCCGGCUCGCUUGAAGCUCGUGCUCAUACACCUGGCAAGAAAUCAGAGGAGUCUGAUCCCGAAAAGACGGUCAAGAAGUACAAGCACAAGCA
Ceraceosorus guamensis is the source of this 1207-nucleotide messenger RNA. RefSeq lists its product as hypothetical. The transcript is spliced from 3 exons. NCBI's taxonomy places the organism in Eukaryota, Fungi, Basidiomycota, Exobasidiomycetes, Ceraceosorales, Ceraceosoraceae. Bases 340 to 1083 code for a protein of 247 amino acids. The record is from RefSeq and is a predicted model, not a curated record.